Messenger RNA from Nematostella vectensis (starlet sea anemone), 6305 nucleotides. RefSeq lists its product as uncharacterized. Gene Ontology annotation, biological process: metal ion transport; cell communication. The transcript has 10 exons. Lineage: Eukaryota; Metazoa; Cnidaria; Anthozoa; Actiniaria; Edwardsiidae. Gene Ontology annotation, cellular component: membrane. The coding region runs from base 228 to 2555 and encodes 775 amino acids. The record is from RefSeq and is a predicted model, not a curated record.
AAACAGUCAUACAAUAAAGGUUAAGAACUCCUCAGUUCAAACAGAUAUUUUGAUUAAGUUUGGCAUAGCAACCAACUAUUACCUCCUGAGUUGUUUCGUCAAAUUCAUCAUUACGUGCGUUCUAAAAUACAAAAGUGGGUACACACUUACUUUCAGUGCCAGAAACAUCCAAACGGGGAACAGGGCACAUCAAUUUCGAUGUGGAUGUUGAGAAGUCUUAAACAAUCAUGAAGAAGCCUUUCAGAGUCGCGAUUUUGGAUAAACCAAGACUUGCCUUGGAUACACUUCUGGUCGUACUAAUGACUAUUGUUCUUUCUGAUGGCUGCAAAGUAAUGAUAUGGCACCCGAGACAUCAAAACAAGACCCUCAUUAACCACGGCUUUAAGACCGUCGGGGCGAGCUCCGAAGCUCAGUGUCGCAUCAAAUGCUGGGCUGACGAUAGAUGUCUCUCGUAUAACUUUGGACCAGUCAGCAGAAUUUCUGCGAAAUGUGUUUUCAACCACGCCGACCAAGUGAUGUACCCAUUAGACUUGGUGACUACGCCUGAUCAUGUACACAGAUCUUCCAAGAACCCUUGUAAUUGUACAGAAGGUCUCAUCUGUCGAGUUAACUUCAGUGACAACACCCAUCUUUGCGAGCUUUUACCAGAGUCAUCCUCUUCCAUCGCCACCGCCACCGCCACACCCACAUCCACACCCACACCCACACCCACACCCGGUACCACACCCACACCCACAUCCACACCCACAUCCACACCCAUACCCACACCCACAUCCACAUCCACAUCCACAUCCACAUCCACACCCACACCCACACCCACACCCACAUCCACACCCACACCCAGUACCACACCCACAUCCACACCCACAUCCACACCCACACCCACACCCACACCCACACCCACACCCACACCCACAUCCACACCCACAUCCACACCCACACCCACACCCACAUCCACACCCACACCCAGUACCACACCCACAUCCACACCCACAUCCACACCCACACCCACACCCACACCCACACCCACACCCACACCCACACCCACACCCACACCCACACCCACACCCACACCCACACCAACACCCACACCCACACCAACAUCCACACCCACGUCCACACACACACGCACUCCCCAAGAUCAACCAUGUGAUUCCAAUCCGUGCCAUAAUAACGGCACUUGCGCCAAAGGAAAAGGUGAAACCGAGUUCACUUGCACUUGUCCAGCAGAAUACACAGGAAUGAAAUGUGAAACCAAAGCCACUGCAGCAGUGUUCAACUUAACUUCUGCGCAAGUGGCCGUCAGCGAGAAUCAACCAUUUGUAACAGUGAAGGUUACGCGCCGUGGUAGUACGGAAAUUGAUCACAGUGUAUUACUAAAAACUCAAGACGAAAGUGCCACGUUUUCAGACUAUUCAAACUAUAGCAGCUUGCUGAAUUUCCAAGCCGGUGUUCUCGAAUUUAAGGUUGAAAUCUUCAUCAUUGAAGACAAUAUCGUCGAGAACAAUGAAACAUUCAAAGUCAUCCUAUCAACCGAUAACCAAACAGUGACUGUCGGAGAGCAAAUAGCUUUCACCAUUAUUGACGACGAUAAAGCUAACUUCAGUUUUGCGUCUGCCUCGUAUUCUGUUAUUGAAGAUACGGGUUUUGUCACUGUUAACAUCACCAAGACUAGCAACACAGAUGUACCCCUAUCUGUCAUAUUGGACACUCGGAACAUCACAGCAAAUUCUACGGUCGACUACGUUCCCAUCGAGAAUCAAACCGUGAUUUUCCAGCGGGAGGAAAUAUUCAAAUUGGUCAAUAUUUCCAUCGGUGUUGACAACGCAACUGAAAGCGAUGAAGUGUUCCAAGUCAUCCUUACAACUGACAACCCAAAUCAAGUCGAAAUCGUUCUCUCUCAGGCAAACAUAACAAUUGUCAACGACGAUUCAGGAGUGGGGUGCGUUCUUCACUUUCCAAGCAGAAGCACUUCAAACUACAUCAAGCUCGUCAAUCCUUUCAAUGAUUCAUUUGCAGAGUUCACAGUUUCCUGGUGGCUAAAAACUUCUAUCGACGAUAAACUUACGAUAUUUUCAUACGCAACAGAAGAAAGAACUGAAGCAUUAUGGAUUUAUUUAGAUAAAUCGGAUAUUAGAUUCAUAUGUGGUGGGAGUACAAGAAAUGUGGACUAUGGCGAUAUCAAGUUUGACACAUGGCAGCAUCUAAUGGUAAGGGCAAGGAAAGAUGUUUAUACAUUGUACAUCAACAACAUAAAGCUGGGGACAGGUUCCUUAUCUACAACGGGGCCUUCAAUCACUAACGAAGGGAUCCUGGUGUUGGGUCAAAGGCAAAAGAAAAUUGGAGGAGACUUUGGUGAUCCGUUCUAUGGCUACAUAGCACACCUGAACAUGUGGCUAACUGUCAUAAGUGAUGAGCAUGUUAGCCUUGUAUAUGAACAUGGUUGUACUAACUACGAUACUUUUGCACUACAACCAGCGUUGUCGUGGAACAAAAUUAUUUCAGCGAUAAUUGAAGGCGACAUUCAGGCAAAGUGUGACAUGCAAUGCCCUUGAUGCGUCUUCCUGGCUCUGUCUAGUCUCUGGGUGUACUGAUCGGGUUCCCUGUGGUGGGUUAAGAUGUUACGUCAAAUCUCGGCCCAGAUUCCACGCUCCAUCUCGGUUCAUCUACGAGCACAGGGAACCCGGUAUGCAUGCUAGGAACUAGGCUGAACACAGGGAGCCCGGUAUGCAUGCCAGGGACUAGGCUGAACACAGGGAGCCCGGUAUGCAUGCCAGGAACUAGGCUGAACACAGGGAGCCCGGUAUGCAUGUCAGGGCUGUGUCCAAGAAAAACCAAGUGAUCUGAAAAUCAAUAUCUCAUCAUUAUUUUCCGAAUUUCACUUUUGAUAAAUACAUAAAAUUUACAAUUUUAAAAUUUACUAAAUGCAUUUAGUAGAUCAAAAGUUAGGUGGUGAAACACUCUGACACCUAUAACACAGACGGAGUCUUUAUAACACAGACGAAGUCUUUAUAACACGUACAGACGAAGUCUUUUUAACACAGACGAAGUCUUUAUAACAAACACAGGCGAAGUCUUUUUAACACAGACGAAGUCUUUAUAACAAACACAGGCGAAGUCUUUUUAACACAGACGAAGUCUUUAUAACACAGACGGAGUCUUUAUAACACAGACGGAGUCUUUAUAACAAACACAGGCGAAGUCUUUUUAACACAGACGAAGUCUUUAUAACACAGACGAUGUCUUUACAACAUGGACGAAGUCUUUAUAACACAGACAAAGUCUAUAUAACACAGACAAAGUCUUUAUAACACAGACAAAGUCUUUAUUACACAGACGAAGUCUUUAUAACACAGACGAUGUCUUUACAACAUGGACGAAGUCUUUAUAACACAGACAAAGUCUAUAUUACACAGACGAAGUCUUUACAACACAGACGAAGUCUUUAUAACAGACAGACAAAGUCUUUGUGUUAAAAAGACCUUUGAAAACGCACCCUCAUCUGGAGACAUCCCAAAUAGCAUAAGAUGCUUAACUAUUAACAAGUAACGUUUAGGGAAUUUUCUGUAGAUUUUAGAUACACAAAUAAGUAGCUGAUAUAGUUUGUCGGGUAGUAGUUUCUGAUCCUAAGAUGGACACACUCCAAAAAAAUAAACGCAUUUUUCUACAUAGCGUUAAAUAACCUCCCAUUCUAGAGAGAGCCCUAGUCACCUAAGACAAAUUUUCUGUUAACAUCUCGAAAUAAACGGUCAACUAAAUUAACGAAUUCCCUGGGUGAAAUAAGCCAAUCUGAAAAGAUGGGGUUUUAGUGCCUGUUUAAAUGGCUUAGGCCUUUGAUGUCCCUAAUUAACUUAGGUAGCGAUUUCCAUGCAAAAGGCUUCCAAAGCCAUUACGCCACACAGCCUCAUGUGGCAUGUACAAACAGAAUGACAAAAUGCACAAACACCUUUAAUGACAUCUUGCCAGCAUCAUACAUCAUGUUGUAAAAACAGCCAAACAGCCUCUACUAACCAACAACCAACAUCACCCAGGUAGUCCGUCAACAUCUUGCAACACAUCCCAGAAUUACGUUGUACAAACCGCAAAACGGCAAUCUGCCAACACCAGCCAACAUCACCCAGAUAGUCCAUCGACAUCUUGAGACACCACAUCCUUUGUGCAACAUUAUGCACUAACAACAACACAACAGUGCUUGGCUAAGAGUGGUUUCAAUUAAUCCGUAAAACAGUUCGUGGCAUACUACACGUUUACAUAAGUAAUACUAGUAAAAUAUUUUGUUCUCUAUUUUUUUGUUUCGUAUAUCACGCACUACUGUGACACACCAACUAAUAGUUAGUGAUUCACAGAUUAAUUGAAACCACUCUAGCAUAGAUACCAGUUUUAUCUACUGAUAGUUUUCGCAUGGGAAUAGUUUGUGGGAUAUUAGAGAGUUUAAGCGAGCACAACAACGACGGCUAGGACAACGAGAUCGAAAAAUUAUUUCGCGCUUAGCGUUCCAUUUUAAACUAGUAGCAUUUGAAAGCAAUAACAUAGAAACAUAACAAUAAACUGAGUAAGUACAGUAUAUUUACAGUAGUGAGCAUAGCUAGAGGAGUUAAUGUUGCAAACGUUCGCGUCCUCAAAUGAACGUGAAUCUUGAAAUCCAUGUUCUGGUUUGGUGGAAAUUGGCUGGAAUGUAUCGGACAAAACGCCAUUUCCACGUGGCGCUAUUGAAUCUUAAUCUAAUUCCAUAGUUUUCUAUCGUCGUAGUCCACGUAGUCGUUAUUGUCUAUUAUUAGUUAAGGCUGGUUCUCAGGACGACGUAAGCGUAAGCGGAGACGGAAGCGUACCGACGGAAGCGUCGGUUCUCACGCGACAUAAGACUCUUACGCUUCCGUCUCCUCUUACGCUUCCGUCUCCUCUUACGCUUCCGUCUCCUCUUACGCUUCCGUCUCCUCUUACGCUUCCGUCUCAUCUUACGCUUCCGUCUCCUCUUACGCUUCCGUCUCCUCUUACGCUUCCGUCUCCUCUUACGCUUCCGUCUCCUCUUACGCUUCCGUCUCCUCUUACGCUUCCGUCUCCUCUGACGCUUCCGUCUCCUCUGACGCUUCCGUCUCCUCUUACGCUUCCGUCUCCUCUGACGCUUCCGUCUCCUCUGACGCUUCCGUCUCCUCUUACGCUUCCGUCUCCUCUGACGCUUCCGUCUCCUCUUACGCUUCCGUCUCCUCUGACGCUUCCGUCUCCUCUGACGCUUCCGUCUCCUCUUACGUUUCCGUCUCCUCUUACGCUUCCGUCUCCUCUUACGCUUCCGUCUCCUCUUACGCUUCCGUCUCCUCUUACGCUUCCGUCUCCUCUUACGCUUCCGUCUCCUCUGACGCUUCCGUCUCCUCUUACGCUUCCGUCUCCUCUUACGCUUCCGUCUCCUCUUACGCUUACGUCUCCUCUUACGCUUCCGUCUCCUCUUACGCUUACGUCUCCUCUUACGCUUACGUCGCUCGUGAGAACCAGCCUUUAUAGAGCACCUUUCGCAUCAAUAACAGUACCUUCGUAAUAUUGUGGGGGUAGGGGGGGGGGUGCACAUUACAAAAACAUUAAGAAAAUAUUUGGGGGCACAGCCACACCCCUCCUUGUCAUUUUCUCAUACUUUUUUUAAAGAUAUUUUGUGGGGGGGAGGUGCUCUCAGUGUCCCACCCCCUGCUAAGGCCCUGAAUAAUUAACAAUUAUACCAUUUCCAUUGAAGUGGAUAGUGGAAAGCCACUAUCCGCCGAAAUGAAAAUGGUAUAAUUGUUUUAGCAUAUAAAACGAGCUUUACAGCAAUGUUCUUUUCGGAAACAAUGUUACACAGUUACACCCGCCAUUUUUCUUGAUUUUGGGGCGCAGUAAAAUAUCCACCUCCUAUAAGGUGUAUAUUGCAUUUUUUCCCGAGUUUCUCAACCAAUCAAAUCGCUUGUUCUUGCGAGGUUCCCGAGUUUUAUAUACUGAUAAAAUUUAUUCAAGGCCUCUCCUUGACCAGAAAUUAUAACAAUUUUCUCUCAGUACAAUACAUUUUGAGAAUAUUAUCAACAGUAACAGUAAGGAGAAAACUAGCUUUUAUUGCCCGCGAAAGCAAAAAUAAAAUAAAAAAUAGAAAGGGCGGACUCAGAGAGGGAAUAUUUUUUGCUCGGCGAAAGAGAUGAGUAGAAAAGGAAAGAAAAAUACCUUUCUUUCUCUCUUCUUCAACUUCGCCUUUUCUCUUUCGAAGACUGCGCCAUCGAGGUUAAAGUGUUCACGUUGAUAAUUAUAACAAAUCAGAAUUGCAUGAUGAUAAUAAAAUCACAUAAAGUAAA